Molecule: messenger RNA, 1716 nt
Organism: Sclerotinia trifoliorum
Lineage: Eukaryota; Fungi; Ascomycota; Leotiomycetes; Helotiales; Sclerotiniaceae
Source: the annotation of a GenBank genome assembly
UUGCUGAGUGAAGAUUCUCAUCCUUCAAGCAACAUGACAACACAAACACCUGCGAUCACGCCUCAGAUUGCGCGUCGCCAUGUCUGCGCCGGAGGUAACUCAGGUUAGUUUAUCCAUUUAUCUAUGUUAUUUUAUAAUACUAAUUAAUUGUAGAAUGACUUCAUGGCUUUCCAUGCCGCUCACUUUGGCAUUACCUCAACUGAACAUUUCGCGCAACAAUUCUUGGGUCCCGUAGAGGAUACAUAUGAAGCAGAGGUCGAAGAUGAUGGUCUUGGGUACUAUCCAGAUGGCGUCAAAAGAACCUUGACCGAUGAACAAAUCGCGAUCUUUCGACAUUCCGAGAUUCAAGCGAUUCUUCGAGAGCGCAGACAUGCCGCAGAGUCCAAUGAGACUAUCGCUGAGCAAACCACAUCCGGAAAUCCCAAUACCGACCACGUAGAAGUGGAUGAAGCUGAGGAAGAAGAUGGAGAGGUUGCUCAGAAUUUCUCGCAUCCUGACCCAAUUGGACCUGUGCGACCAAAGAAGAAGUCAAAGAAGGAACUGAAGAAAAUAAGAAAAGCGCAAGAAGCCAAGGAGAAGGGCUGGUUCAAGCAGAACGUCAAGCCUGACUUACGAAAGAGGACUUGGGACAAAGUAGAAAAGUCUAUCGGGUCUCUAGCGUACGAUGAUGAUGAGGGUGGUGGUAAUAGCCAUGCCUCAAGCUCAGCACCGCAGAGAAGGAAGGUAUCUUAUGAUGAUCCUUAAGCCACCUAUAGCUUGAUCUGAUUCAAGCUUCGAUGGUAGCUUGCAUUAUUCAUUCAAAAGGUCAGUGCUUCCUCUUCUCACCAUGUUCGCGCCGCCGACCGAAUGAUGAAAACCUUCGUAUCGUCAUCCUUAGUCGGAACUGGCAAGUAUACUCUGGCUCUUUCGGCCAGCUUUGGCUUGCCUUAGCUCGUCGACAUUUUGCUCUUGUAUACAUUGCUGGUCUUGAUGAGACAUAAUCUUCUCUCUGAAAUAUGUUUAAGCUUUUGCAUCCAUACCGUUACGCACCCUUUUUGAGAGCCCAUGCUGAUCGUAGUAGUCACCAAAUCUGCUUAUGAACGUGUGUCAGCACAGAAUAGUUCAUAGUCGAUUUCAAAUUCGAUCAUUGCACUCUUUCUUUAGGUAUGAUGAAAUACACUUUUUCUUUAGCUUUUAUGAUGACAAAGGGCCAUGAGGCCUGAAUAAUCCCAGCUCGUCGAGUGCCUCACAAUAAACGCAGAGUGCAUACUGAGAGAUAAAACCCGUUCUGAAAAGCAGUCAUUACAUCUUAUCUUUUAAAUUACUUCCACAAACUGCGUACUGACAGUUAUGUAUAGCUUAAGUUCUACCUACAUACACACCCAAUCCCGAUGAUUUCAUCCCCGCCAUCUCGCUGCACAAUAUCUCAAGAUUUCAUUGUCGGCACCUGGCUUCCAGACCACAGUCUUUGCGGACAUGAACCGUCUUUUCCUAUUUUCUUUUUCAAACUAAUGAGGGAAUCAAAGUUCUUUCAAAGCUGCCAUCAUAUAUUGUGGCCCUAGUGAAGAAAAGGAUAGUGGGAUUGGACAUGGAAGUUUUUUGAUAGCGACUUUUGAGCGCAAACUGUCUUCUUAGAGGAACCCACUGGGUACAUUUGUGAAGGAGUGGAAAUUGUAGGAAGGUCACAAUAUUUGCAAUUAAUUUUGAACAAGGGCACGGGAGUUGGAUACAAGACAA